Molecule: messenger RNA, 3825 nt
Organism: Papilio machaon (common yellow swallowtail)
Lineage: Eukaryota; Metazoa; Arthropoda; Insecta; Lepidoptera; Papilionidae
Gene: Sec31
Product: protein transport protein Sec31A
Exons: 25
Coding region: 77-3745 (1222 amino acids)
Biological process (GO): intracellular protein transport; endoplasmic reticulum to Golgi vesicle-mediated transport; endoplasmic reticulum organization
Cellular component (GO): endoplasmic reticulum exit site; COPII vesicle coat
Molecular function (GO): structural molecule activity; protein binding
Source: RefSeq, a predicted model, not a curated record
GUCAAAUGAGAAAUAUUUACGUCAGCCACGUUGGAAGUGCCAACUCGGUGUUUUUAUGUGAAAAAGUGGCUUAAAAAUGAAGAUCAAAGAGUUAAAGAGGACGGUGAAUGUGAGCUGGUCGCCGGCGGAGCAGUAUCCGAUAAUGCUGGCGGCCGGCACUGCUGCGCAGCAAGUCGAUGCAUCAUUCAGUUCUAAUUCAAGCUUGGAACUAUAUUCUCUGAAUUUGGAGGAGCCUGGAAUGGAUUUAGAGCUCAAAGCUAGUCUGCAGACACAACAUAAAUUCCAAAAGUUGGUGUGGUCAGGAGCAGGAGUGGUGGUGGGAGGCUGCGAUGGAGGCUUGCUUCAGUUUUACAAUGCUGAGAAGCUCCAGACUGGCUCUGCGGAAGCACUUGUCGGAACUAGCUCAAAACACAGCGGCCAUGUGUCAGCAUUAGACAUCAAUCCAUACCAGAAGAAUUUGCUGGCAUCUGGUGCAUCGGAGAGUGAGAUCUUCAUCUGGGACCUGAACAAUACGAGCCAGCCCAUGUCCCCUGGCAACAGGAACCAGCCUUACGAUCAUGUGCAGGGCCUCGCCUGGAACCAGCAGGUGCAACAUAUUUUAGGGUCAACAUUUGCAAACCGUUGCGUCGUUUGGGACCUUAGGAAGAAUGAACCCAUCAUGAAACUUAGUGACGCGCAGUCGCGCACGCGCUGGCGCUCGCUGGCCUGGCACCCGGCCGUCGCCACUCAGCUCUGCAUCGCCUCCGAGGACGACCAGGUCCCAGUCAUACAGCUGUGGGACCUCAGACUGGCGGCGUCCCCGCUGGUGACGCUGGAGGGUCACGACAAGGGCGUGCUGGCGCUGUCGUGGUGCCGCCAGGACCCCGACCUGCUGCUGUCUGCGGGCAAGGACGGCCGCCUGCUCGCGUGGAACCCCAACAACACCAAGCCUGGCGGGGAGAUCGUGGUGGAGGUGUGCCAGGAGGCGGCGUGGACGUUCGACGUGUCGUGGUGCCCGCGCUGCCCCGCGCUGCUCUCCAGCUCCUCCUUCGAGCAGCAGGUGGCGGUGCACGCGCUGCUCGCCGCGCCGCAGCUGCAGACGGUCGGUGCUCCUGCUCAGAGCAGCAUGCUGGAGUCGUUCGGUGUGGCGGGGUCUCUGGGCGCGCUGCCGAGUGUGUCCCGUGCGCCGGCGCAGCCUCCGCCGCAGCCGAGCCGCGCGCCCGCCUGGCUGCGCCGCCCGCGAGCCGCCAAGUUCGGGUUCGGUGGCAAGCUGGUAACCUUCGACAAAUGCCCGCAAGAGGCUGGCUCUCAGAAGAUGGUCUACAUCAGUCAGGUGGUGAGCGAGCCGGAGCUGGUGGAGCGGGCGGCGGCGCUGGACGGCGUGCUGGGGCUGACGCUCAGCCGGGAGCCGGCGGCGGCGGACCAGCUGGCGGAGUACUGCCGGCAGCGCGGCGAGGCGGCCGUCGACCAGCAGGACCGCUACGUCUGGUUCUUCCUGCGCGCCAGCUUCCUGCCCACCUUCCGCACCGAGCUCCUCAACCUGCUCGGUUUCAAGCAGGACGAGAUCCCGGCCAAGUUCAAGAGCACCGCGACAUCCGGCGACGCGCCGCACGACCUCGCCGCACUCAGCAGAGGCGAGAGCACAGAGACUGAGGCUGAGCUCUCCACUGACACCAGCACUGACCUCUCGGACGCACACACACUGAUCGAGAGAAAGCUUGCAAAUAUCGAGCUGUCACCUUCAGUGUCCAACGUCGUCAUACCUAAUGCGGAAGAUCCUUCGAGCAUGAUCUGCCGCGCGCUGGUGUGCGGCAACGUGGAGGAGGCGGUGGAGCUGUGCCUGGAGGCGCGCCGCGUCGCCGACGCCCUCGUGAUCGCCGCGCUCGGUGGGCCCGAGCUGGUGCGCAAGGUGCAGCAGUACCACCUGGCGGGCAGCGCGCGAGACCCCGUGUCUCUGGUGGCGGGCGCGGUGCUCGGCGCGCGCUGGCCCGCCCUGCUGGCCGCCGCCGCCCCCGCCAGCUGGCGACACACCCUCGCCGCACUCGUCACACACUGCGACACCGACAUGUUGCCGCAGUACUGCGAGAUGCUGGGCGCCAAGCUAUCCCAGGAGUCGGAUCCCGCGCUGAGGUGUGCGGCGACGCUGUGCUACGUGUGCGCGGCGCGGGCGGACGCGCUGCCGGCGAGCGGGGCGGGCCGGGGUGCGGGCGACGCCGCCGACCUCAUACGUCGAGCCGAGCUGGCGCUGCUGCUGCGCUGCGCCGCGGAGACUCGCGGCAGAGAACAGAAGGAGGACACGACGUCAGACUCGCUGCAGGAGUACGCGUACCGUCUGGCUGAGCAGGGCUGUCUGCAGAGUGCGCUGGGGGCGCUGCGCGGUGCGCGCUGUGACCUCGCCGACAGGCUGCAGCACGCGCUGGGCAUGCGUCGUCAGCACCACCAGCCGCCCCAGCAGCCGCACCACCAGCCGCAGCCCGCGCGCGCCCGCACUCUGAGCGCACACAGCGCACACAGCGCGCACUCGCAGCCCCAGCCGCACUCGUACCCCCAGCACCAUCAGCACCGCCAGCACGUCACACACAACGACAUCGCCGGCGCCUUCGGCUCGAGUGUGCCGGUGGCAUCUGAUGCCGGCAGCUGGCAGGCCCAGCAGCCGCGCCCGCCCAGCGUGGGCCCCCACACCGCGCACUCAGGUGGAAUAAUGAGUCGUUCCAAAUAUAAAGUGGACCCCUCGGUGCAAGCCCCCAACUACAACCAGUACAGUUACAACAACCCCGUGACCUCACAGCCGCACGCGUACGCCGGCUACAACAGCCCGCCGCCCGACCACAACGCAAUGCCCUACUCCAGGACGCCCGCCAACACCAUCAACCCCAUCAACCCCGCUCCUCUCAACCCCACGAACCCACUCAACGCGGCACCCCUGAACCCACUGAUACCAGCACCGAUGAACCCACUCAAUCCCGCACAAAUGAAUUCACUAAAUCAACCAAUGAACCCCAUGAUGAAUCCACUGAACCCUGCUGCGAUGAAUCCGAUGCAGCCGACUGCCAACGGCGGCUACGCGGCACACGCGGGUAUGGACCCCGGGCCCCCCGCGCCCGCCGCACCCCCCGCACCCCCCGCACCGCCCCGCAGCGUCGCGCCGGGCUGGAACGACCCGCCCAUGAUGUCUUCUAAACCAAAGCUAAAGCAAGAGGUGACCGCGCAAGCGCCCAUCACUCACCCGCUAUUCGGGGCGGAGCCUCCGCAGCAUGUGCCUCUGAACCCGCAGGGCUAUGCCCCCGCGCCGGCGCCCGGCUUCUACUCCGACCAGCAAUAUCCCCAGCAGCAGUACCAACAGCAGCCCGUUUACAAUCAGCAGGCGGAGCCAGCGCCGGCGCCGGCACCCGCGCCUGCGCCCGCGCCGGUGCAGAAGCCGCCGCUGCCGGAGCAGUACGCGGUGCUGCAGACAGUGUUCGACUCGCUGCGGGCCGAGUGCUCGCAGCACGCCGCCAACCCGCAAAUGAAGAGGAAGCUGGACGACGUACAGAGAAGACUUGAGACGUUGUACGACCUGCUGCGGGAAUACCGGCUGUCGGAGAGCGCGGUGACGUCGCUGCGGGAGUGCGCGCAGUGUGUGCAGGCGCGCGAGUUCCCGCACGCGCUGCAGUGCGCCACCGCGCUGGCCACCGGAGUGGACUUCGCAGCCGCCGCAGGCUUCCUGCCCGGACUCAAGCUGCUGCUGCAGCUCUCGCACCAGCUGCUACCUCAGGUCCAUCGAUGAGCACCACCAGCAUCACUAGCCUCCACUCCGACAUAACACGUUACAACUUCGGUCGACUGAAGAUAUUCAAUCUAAUAUUG